AUAGAAAUAAAAAUGGUGGAGUUCACCAUGUUUGUAUUGAGGUUGAUGAUGUUACAACAGCCAUAAAAGAUUUAGCAUCAAAAGGCAUUAGACCUAUAGAUCCUGAACCGAAAAUUGGUGCACAUGGCAAUCCAGUUGUUUUCUUGCAUCCAAAAGAUUGCUGUGGAGUUUUGAUUGAAUUAGAAGAAAUUAAAAAAUCUUAG
Molecule: messenger RNA, 203 nt
Organism: Racocetra persica
Lineage: Eukaryota; Fungi; Glomeromycota; Glomeromycetes; Diversisporales; Gigasporaceae
Source: the annotation of a GenBank genome assembly